UAUUACGAGAAUAUUUUACCAUUGGCUGCAGACACUGGAGUUAAUUUGCUUUUGGGGAUAUACAAUGGAUAUAAAAAUAUUAAAUUGAGAAAAGGUAAGGGACUCAAUCUCGGUUUCGUGGUGCUCCCCAACGUAUGGAAGUUUAACGGUCGAGCUUUUUGAACAUGCUAGCGGAAAUUAGCAGUUUGUUGGAUGAAAAACACUACAAUAUCAUUGUAAUCGAAUGUGAAGAUCUGAGCUCACCUGCCUUCUUGCAAUUGUGCAUUGUUGAUUGUGCGACAAGAAAAAACGUGAAAGUCAUCUACGUAUCAGCGAUACGAAAUAUGCUAGCAUUUAAGACAAUGGCGAGCAAAGUGAUGAUACGACAAUCAGAAAAGCUAAGAUUUUUAUCAGUGAGCCAGUUGCUUCCUAAUGGCUUUGUUAAUGAUAAUGAUGGCACAUUUUUGACAUGUAUUUUGGAGGAAAUCAAUAAGCAUAUUGAAGAGGGUGAUAAGGAGGUGUUUAUCAUGUUUGAUAGUUUCACCGUAUUCUGUGAUUUCACUAACAACGUCUCACAUAUUCCUGCAUUUAUACGACAUCUGCAACAAUUCAAUAAGAAUUUAGAAAUCAAAUUGGUGGUAACUUUCCAAUCGAAAGAUCAAAUUUCGAAUAUUAUCCUCCAUGAAAGUGAUGUUCUUAUAAGGAUAAAACGUAUUGGAAAUGGUUUUGCCAAAGAUGUCACAGGGCAGCUGUAUAUAAUGGAGCGCCGUGGUGAAACGCCUUAUGCAGAAAAUAUUUUCAAUUAUCAUUUGAGCGAUCGAUCCGCACGACUUUUUCUUCCCGGCAUGUCAAGGCCGGAAUUAUGAACCCUGCUGCUUCGAAAUGAAGCUUAAACUACACUGUUUUGUCUGAUUAUAUGUGCAUAGCAAUAAAAAAGAUAAUACUG
Molecule: messenger RNA, 925 nt
Organism: Loa loa (African eye worm)
Lineage: Eukaryota; Metazoa; Nematoda; Chromadorea; Rhabditida; Onchocercidae
Exons: 5
Coding region: 165-845 (226 amino acids)
Biological process (GO): tRNA wobble uridine modification
Cellular component (GO): elongator holoenzyme complex
Source: RefSeq, a predicted model, not a curated record